Lytechinus pictus (painted urchin) is the source of this 5498-nucleotide messenger RNA. Its product is annotated as monocarboxylate transporter 13-like. Lineage: Eukaryota; Metazoa; Echinodermata; Echinoidea; Temnopleuroida; Toxopneustidae. The transcript has 4 exons. Gene Ontology annotation, cellular component: plasma membrane. The record is from RefSeq and is a predicted model, not a curated record. The coding region runs from base 109 to 1560 and encodes 483 amino acids. Gene Ontology annotation, molecular function: monocarboxylic acid transmembrane transporter activity. Gene Ontology annotation, biological process: transmembrane transport; monocarboxylic acid transport.
AGUGACUUUUGAAUGUGAUGAGGUAAACAUUUCCCACUCGAACUUGUUCAUGCUCUCGUUUCAUUCCUUUGCUCAGACUUUGCGUACCAAGUCUGGAUAGCCUCAGUCAUGUCUGCCCAGCAUGACUGCGUCUCCAUUAAGCAAGAGCCAUAUUGUAAUGGUGAAGAGGACAACUAUCAAAGUCCGAACCAGAAUCUUACAUCACGCAAAUCACACUCAAACCAUAGCCUUCAUGUUUUAGAAGAAGAGCCUCCUCUCGCAUGUCUUGAGGUUACAGAACACCAACGUGUUAUGCAUCGUGCAGGGAUGAAGCACCCCCGAUGGUGGAAAUACAUCGUGCUCUUUGGAACAUUCUUGGAUUUUCUACUGGUUUUUGGUUUCUUCAAAGGUAUCGGUGUGUUCGUUGUGGAGUGGCAAGAACAUUUUCAAAUAAGCUCUGUCAAAGCCGGCACCAUUACCAUUGGGACAGCUUUUGUUAUGCCUUUUACAACACCUUUAGGGGGAGCAUUGAGUCAGCGAUAUGGAUGUAGACCUAUAGCUAUUAUUGGAGGCUUGAUUUCGUCUGGUGCCACCUUCGGGGCUGCCUUUAGUCCAAAUUUACCUAUAUUAAUCAUUCUGAUAUGUAUAUGUGGGGUUGGAAUGAGUAUGACUUUUGCCCCUUGCCCUGCCGUCCUUGGUUUCUAUUUUGAUCGCCAUCUUGGAUUUGCGAGUGGUAUCAUGAUGUCCGGUGUAGGAGCUGGGAUCCUGAUUUUCCCUCCCAUCAUACAAGCACUCUGCAAUAGCUAUGGUUGGCAAGGAGCUCUUCUGAUAACCUCCGCCAUCUUCGCACACUGCUCUAUAUGUGGAAUGUCAUAUCGCCCCACACCCGCAGAGAGGUUUAAUAUUGCCAAGCUCCGUGCCUCGCAUUCACGGUCUCCAUCUCAUGGAUCAGAUAUAGAAAACAAAACUUUCUUGGAUGAAGAAAGCAACAAGCAGGGUGUUGCAGAUGAGCAAAAUGUCAAUAGGACGCUUCCCAAAGGUUGCUUUAUGACCAUUGCAGACAGGUGUGUGAAGUAUGUUCGUUUGCUCCAAAUUAAUAUCAUCUGGACUAACAGACAUGUAGCGUUGUUCUAUACCAGUAUUGUAUUCGUGUCCUUUGGAUACUAUUCUUCACUCGUUUACAUGACUGCUAGGUCGGUAUAUGACCUAGGUGUUACAAAGCAAGACGCGUCCUAUGUCUUGUCCACAAUGGGAAUAAGCAGUAUGCUCAGUAGGAUUGCUCAUGGUCCUCUCCUUGAUAGAAAAAUCAUAUCAGUCUUUCAUCUAGCUCCCAUUGCCCUGACCAUUAGUGGCCUGAGCUCGCUCUUCAAUCCCCUCGCAAAUUCUUACAUCCUUCAGCACCUUCUCGCCAUCUCUUUUGGGAUUGGAAGUGGAGCGUUCAACGGCUUGUGUCCUAUGCUUUUACGCUCCCUGGUUGAUUCGUCCAUUGUAGCGAGCUCUUUUGGACUGUACGUGAUGAUCACUGGAUUUGGAAACCUCAUCGGUACUUUUACUCUCGCAUCUGAUGAUCAUCAUGUGUAAGCAUCUGAUGGAUCACCUAGUGUCCAACUACAUCAUUACAUCUCUAAAUCAUGGGUUUAGAUCUGGGCACUCGACUGUAACUCAACUUAUCACGACUGUUCAUGAUCUCGUAUCAGCAUAUGACAGACGAAGGCAGAUUCAUGUGGCAAUUCUCGAUUUUUCAAAGGCCUUUGAUACGGUUCCUCACAACAAGUUGCUGCACAAGCUAACCUCUAUUUCAUUGGCUGCAAACAUUCCUCACCACUAGAUAAAUGUCGGUUGUAGUGGACGGUCAUCGAUCUACAGCAGUACCGGUUAUAUCAGGCGAUCUGCAGGGCACCGUCCUCGGGGCCUUUGCUCUUCCUCUGCCUCAAGUACGCCUCUUGCUGAUGAUUGCCUACUAUACUGGCACAUUAAAUCACAACGAGAUCACACGAUACUCCAGGAUGACCUCAACAAACUGGAUGAGUGGUCUGAAAUAUGGGGCAUGACAUUUAACACAAGUAAAUGCACCAUAUUAAGUGUCAACACAAAGUCAACCCAUUUCUGCACGCUGUGAGGUCAGAUCCUAAAACAGGUAACAGAGCAUCCUUACCUUGGAGUUACCCUGAACGAGAAGUUGAAUAGGAGCCCGCAUGUUGCCAUCACGACUCGUAAAGCAAGUGAAGUACUAGCACUCCUUAGGCGAAACCUGCGCUUCUGCCCAGAAGACUGCACGAGAACUGCCUACAUUGCCCUUGUUAGAUCUCUCAUGGAAUACGGAGCCAUUGUAUAGGAUCCUUACUUAAUGAAAGACAUCGAUGCCCUCGGAAGGAUUCAACGCAGAGGAGCUCGCUUUAUCACGAAAGACUACAGAUCCAGAGACCCUGGUAGUAUGACACAGAAAACCUCAAACUGCCGACGCUAGCAUCAAGGAGGAAAUGUGCAAGACUCUCAACCUACUUCAAAGUGGUUGGGGGUUGGUACCAGCCCUCCCUUUGAAUAAUCUCUUUAGACCUACAAGACAAAAUAGGCAAAUAAAAGCAAAGAAAUUUGCUGGGUUUGAGUCAACACACCUAGGUGAAAUGCAAGUCCUAGACCAUAAUAACUGUUUUGCAGUCGCGAAUUUCAAUACUGAUCAAUAUAAGAACUCGUUUUUCGUACAAAUAACAGUGGACUGGAACCAUCUUCCAGCCACCAUAGCAACUUCUCAGACAGUCGCAACCUUCAAGGCAGCUGAUGUAGACCACCUUCUCCGGUACUGCUAAUCUCCAUAAGCCCUCUCUCUCACCCGGUGCGCUCUACCAAAACGGUAUACAUCCAGAUCCAGAUCAUUUGAUUGUUCGGUUUUGCUCUAUUUAUUCAAAUCAACUUGAUCACAGUUGACUAUGUACCUACAAAACAACAACGCAAAAAGAAAAAAGACGUUGUGGCUUACAAGGAGAGCACAGAAAUAGAUUCGCCGCAAACACAGAGCAUGGAAGUGAUAUAAAGCCCAGAAGACAACUUAAAGAUUUGAACAAUAUAAGCAGUGCCAGAAGGAGGCAAAGCAUGAAGUAGAAGUAGCCAAAAGAAGCUUUGAGAAAAGACUAGCUGAGAAUAUAAAGGAAGAUACCAAAAGCUUUUAUGCAUAAUGUGAGAACGAAACAGAAUGUAAAGGAUUCUGUCGGGCCUCUUAAGAAUGAAUCUGGCGAAACAAUUAACCCAGGAGUUGAUACAGUUAACGCCCUCAACAACUACUUUGCGACAUCUUUACAGAUGAGAAAGAUGAAGCACCCAUUCCUGAAACUAUAUCUCAAGGACCUAAUGACAUGUUUCUCAAAGAGUUCUUGAUAACUGAUGAAUGUGUCAAAAAGAAGUGCUUGAUCCAACUGAGGCUGUAAGACCAGAUGAGAUACAUCCAGUCAUUCUCACGACUAUGGCAACCCAAUUAUGUGUACCCCUAGCCUACAUCAACAGGUCCUUAGAAGAAGGAAUAGUGCCUACAGAUUGGAAACUUGCCCAUGUUAUCCCAAUCUUCAAAAAAGGAUCAAGGUCUAAGCCUAGCAACUAUAUACCAAUCAGCCGUAUUUCAACGUCUGGUAACGUGAUGGAAAGCAUAAUUAGAGACAAGAUAACUGAGCACGUUGACAAAUAUAACCUUAUCUAUGACACUCAACAUGGCUUCCCCAACUGAAUGCAAACAACAACGAACCUGCUGGUGUAUCUCGAUCGAACUCGUCACAAAGAGAGUGGAUGAGGGUACACCACGUCGUAUAUCCAACGAAUUGUUAACCGUGUAUUGUAUUUCUGUGCGUAUAUCUAGAUCUAGCAAAAGCAUACUGACACUGUGGCACACAAAAGAUUAAUCAGGAAAAAUUGAAGAACAUGGAAUCGGUGGUAAGUUACUACAGUGGAUCAAAUGUUGGCUCAGUGAUCGUAAACAAAGAGUUAGUACACAGGGAGCAGAAUCCAAUCGGAGGCAAGUUACCAGCUCCGUUGUUCAAGGCUCUUUGCUGGGCCCAAUCUGUGUUUUUUUUGCACGUAAAUGAUACGAAUAUUGGAAUCAACAAUGACUACAAAAAACAGCAAAUUUGCAGAUGAUACCAAGCUUAUAAAUACAUGCUGUACUAAUUGACGAUGACACACAAUUUAUGCAACAAUCGAUCAAUCACCUCGAUAGAUCGGCAGCAAAAUGGCUAAUGAGACAAGUGUGGAAUUAUGCACUUUGAAUCCAACAACCCUCACCAAAUGUAUUCACUGAAUGGCUCUGCACUAAAAGUAACAGUCGAAGAUAAUGAUCUAGGCAUUCCUGUCAAUAAAUCACUAAAAGUUGCUUCCCCGAUGUGCAGCAGCGGCCAAGAGAGGUAAUAAGGUACUAGGGAUGAUCGCAAUUUUACCUAUAAAAACAGACAAGUGAUCCUGAAAUUAUAUAAAUCGCUGGACGUCCACAUUUGGAUAAUACAAUGCAGACUUGGAAUUCAUACCUAGCAAAUGACAAAAAAAUACUGGAGAAGGUCCAACCAAGAUCUACGAAAAUGAUCCCUGAUAUCCAUUACCUAUCCUAUGACAGGCUCGCCAGAUUAAACCUUAAUACGUUGGAAAGGAGACCUCAUUCAAACAUACCGAAUCAUGACACAAAUGGACAAAUCAAACCCGGACAAUUAUAUCCAGAGAGCAUAGUGUACCAGAACAAGAGGACACUCUCUUAAAUUUGUCAAGCAACGAUCUAGACUGGAUAUUAAGGAAACACUUCAUCAGCCAAUGGGUUGUUGAUCAAUGGAUUAAACCCCCACAGUCCACAGUUGAUGCAGCAACAAUUCUGCAUUUUAAGAUACAAUGAUCAAAACUGGGUUAUUAAAUGGGCUCUAAGAUCCUUCUUAAUCCUGUCACACUCAUCUGUACAUCCUCGUCGUGAAGACAGUGAGAUGUAGCCAUCAAGGUAACUUUAAGGUAACAGAAUGGUGUUAAUGUCUUAUACAGGAUCCUGCACUGAAAUAAGUAUUAUAACUUAAUGUUGGCUCUGUUGAAAUUGAUAAUGCUUCCUGAUUUCUACAGUUCAUAUUAUCAUAAUUAUCAUUGGUUGUUAUGAAACACUGCCAAAAUGUAAAAGUAUUGACAAUACGUAAAUACUGCAUUGUACUAAUUCAGCAUGUUACGAUAUCGGGGAAACAUCUUGUCAUGAACAAUAACUGUUUUUAAAGAAAAUACGAGCAUUAAAAUUAGGUCGUCUCUGUGGUUAAAUUUACAAGAUAAACGAGUAUAUUAAUUAUUAUGACUUUUUACUCCCCUCUGUUUCCUUCCUCUUUUCCAUCGUAAACUCUCUCUCUCACUCCCAUAUACACGCACGCACACACCCACACAUACUCUUUCUUUCUGUCUCUUGCCUUCUCACUUGUCUUUUCUCCCCCUUUUGCUACUCAAUUCCAUCCUGUCCUAACAUCUCUCUCUCUCUCUCUCCCUCCCUCUCUCCCCUCGAUUAUUCCUUCUCUCUCUCUGCA